This is a messenger RNA of Eublepharis macularius, 2595 nucleotides long. RefSeq names its product coiled-coil domain containing 22 (gene CCDC22). Gene Ontology annotation, molecular function: cullin family protein binding. Gene Ontology annotation, biological process: positive regulation of ubiquitin-dependent protein catabolic process. NCBI's taxonomy places the organism in Eukaryota, Metazoa, Chordata, Lepidosauria, Squamata, Eublepharidae. Bases 342 to 2243 code for a protein of 633 amino acids. The record is from RefSeq and is a predicted model, not a curated record. The transcript is spliced from 19 exons.
CUCCGCUCAGAGGGAGAGACCCCAAGUGGCUUACAAAAAUUAAAAUGGAUUUAAAACAGACAAAUCACAGAUUGGCCUAAAUGAACAGAGAAAUGAGCUUCCUUUGAAAUCUAUGGCUUUCAAACCAAAGACUGGAAAACCACCUCGAACAGGCACUGGGUCUGCAUUGCCUGUCCUGGUUCUUCCUGGGUCUUGAUGCUCCCUGGCCAGCAGAACCGCCCGCAGUUGGGGCAGAGGUGGGCAAGUAGCACCAAAAGCUGGAAGGAUGGAAGCUGCCAAGCUGGCUGCCUUGUCCACAGCAUAGGCACUGGGAUCCUUAUCUCCCUCGAUGUCCCAACAUCAUGGAGGAGGUGGACAAGAUCCUCAUACGUUCUCUUCGCCUCUCUGGGACGGACAUCCCCGACGAAGUGCAGAGCGUCCGGGAAUUCACCACUGAGCUGAUCGUCGAGGCCGUGGUGCGAUGCCUCCAGGUCAUUAACCCUUCCGUGGGUGCAGGCCUUAGCCACAUCCUUCCUCCCGGGAUGUCUGCUCGCUUCCGGAUAGGCAUAAGCCUGGCGCAGGCCUGCCAGGACUUGGGGUACCAAGGGGAGGUCGGCUACCAGACCUUCUUGUACAGCAGCGAGCCUGAAAUCCGACGCCUUCUCCUCUUCCUUGUGGAGAAGCUCCCGCGUGAUGCAUCAGAGGAUGCUGCCCAGCCUGUGGGCAAAUCAACAGCGCUUCACAGAGCCAUUGCUACCACCAUCAAGGAACAGCUGGCCGUCCCCUGGGUGCCCCCUACCUGCCGUACCCCCCGCCUGCAGCUGUUACAGGGUUCGUGCCUCCUGAAGCAAUUCCAGGCUCGGCCCUUGGUCCUGCCUCGGGAGUCAGACCCGUCCAUUGGGAAGAUGCCCCCAGAGAGGAAAGAGUUCUUUGUCCAGUUCCUGCCCCCCGUGUCAGCCCAGCUGUCCCGACCGGCAUGUUUUGCACCAUCCCUGCUGGAGCAGAACAUGGCUGACCUAUGCACGGAUCAAGACUGGGAGAACGAAUGGAAGAAUCAAGGCCUCGGAUCACGCAUGACUCCUGAGGAGUACCGCCAGUGGAAGCACCAGCGGCUGCAGCAUCGCCUUCUCGACCAGCUGCGCCAAGCAGCCCCUCAGGCUGGGCCUGCCCCACAGGGAGGAACAGCCCGUGAUCUGACUCAGUUCCUGGGCACUUUUGGCGCUGGGCAAGAACGCAUGGGGGCUCUGGACAAAGGGUCCCGCUUUACCCACACUCAGCACUUGGCCUUUAAGCAGGAGGCUGAACCCACAGCCCAGAUACACACGCUGCCAGUCUCCCGGACAUCAGAAGAGGAAUUACAGGAAAGACAAGCAGCUGAAGUGGAGAUCUUGGAAAGUGAACUGGGCCGCCUAGUGGGGCAAAUUGAGGAGAUUGAGGGCCAGCUGGCCACACUGGGGCUGACUCUCACACAGGUGGAGGGAGAGGUGCGGCAGCGGCAGCUGGGUGUGACCGAGCUGGAGCAGACCUUGCGUGUGAAGGGCCGUACCGUGGAGCUGCUGCCUGAUGCCGAGAACAAUAUGGCGAAGCUGCAGGUUGUGGUUGAGAGCAGCGCACAACGGAUCAUCCAGCUGGCUGCCCAGUGGGAGAAGCACCGAGUGCCACUAAUCCAGGAAUUUCGGGAGCUCAAAGCCCUGCAUGACUCCAAGGAGCUGGAAUCGUCGCAGCGCCUGUUGGAGAUCAGGGAACUGCACGAGCGGAUCCGAUCAGCUGCUGACGAGGCCAAGCGCAAAGACGAUCUCUAUAAACAGUUGCUCUUGGAGCUGGAAUCCCUCCCCAAAGACGUCUCUCGCUCUGCCUACACUCAGCGCAUCCUGGAGAUCGUCAGCAACAUCUGUAAGCAGAAAGAGGAGAUCACCAAGAUCCUGUCCGACACCAAGGAGCUCCAGAAGGAGAUCAACGGCCUGACUGGCAAGCUGGACCGGACCUUUGCUGUCACGGAUGAGCUGAUUUUUAAGGAUGCCAAACGAGAUGAGGCCGUGAGAAAAGCAUACAAGUACUUGGCAGCCUUGCAUGAGAGCUGCAGUCAGCUGAUCCAGACAAUCGAGGACACGGGCACCAUCCUGCGGGAGAUCCGGGACCUGGAGGAACAGAUUGAGAGUGAAACCAGCAAGAAAACCCUGAACAACCUGGAGAAGAUCCUCAACGACUACCGGGCUCUGAAGCAGGAGAACACGGCGCUGCUGGGCCGUGCCCGGGAGACAUGAAGAGCUCCACCCUGCAGCCAGCCCCAUUGCCUGGGGGCUUUUCCCAUUCAGACUCUGCGGUGCCUCUAGCCUGACAGGGUGUGGGCUUGUGAACAGCCUAGGAACCCAGCCAAAGCACAGCACGUUUUGCAGAGUAACGGACCCCUGAGAUUGUCCUUCUGCCAUAGAUUGUAUUUUGAAGGAGCCCAGAGACGAGGAGGCAAGGAGUGGUUUCGCUGCUUAUUAUUUGAAGUUAAACAUCUGUUUCGUACCCCCCCCCCCCCGAAUAAACUCACCCCCCUUUUUUUGCAGAGUAUUUGUGCUGAUCUGAAUGGUGCGUGGUCGCUUUAGGAUGCAUGUGGUUUCUCCAAAU